Messenger RNA from Erpetoichthys calabaricus (reedfish), 3437 nucleotides. It is a transcript of the gene rab40c, whose product is annotated as RAB40c, member RAS oncogene family. Gene Ontology annotation, cellular component: plasma membrane; synaptic vesicle; endosome. Gene Ontology annotation, molecular function: GTP binding; GTPase activity. Gene Ontology annotation, biological process: intracellular signal transduction; protein localization to plasma membrane. The transcript has 7 exons. Bases 1197 to 2051 code for a protein of 284 amino acids. The record is from RefSeq and is a predicted model, not a curated record. NCBI's taxonomy places the organism in Eukaryota, Metazoa, Chordata, Cladistia, Polypteriformes, Polypteridae.
ACUCCGCUUGUUAAGGCAGCCACUGCUACGCUCUUUCAGUCGUGUUGGCGCGGGCAUCGAUAGAACGCUGAUGAUUGCUUAUGACAUAUACGGAAUUGUGGACUUAUCGAAGACCAAAAAAAAAAUCCGUAGGUAAGGGGAGUGAAGCUAACGGAAAAACGAUUACUGCAUACUGCAGGGUGAAUGCUGAAUGGCUAAGUUUACUCAACUUUGAUGUCGAGGGCCAAUUGUGAGGCCUCGGAGUGGCAGUAUGAAGGGAAGCCGACUUUAGAGUAAGGAGAGAGCGGAUGACAACGUCAGCUGCACUCCGGAAAAUCAUCUGGAGACCAGGAACUUCAAUCGUGUACUAUGCUCAGGUUUUUCUUCAUGGACUGACAAUUUUUCUGUUAUUUUAAGUUUCAAGGCUGUUUGUAGCCUUACGACUAGGAUCCCCGCAACCAGAGGAUUUCUUUUGUUGACAUUUUUUGAAGACAAUGAAGCAUCCUCGGAAAUAACUAAAAGAGAGCAGAAGCACAAAAGAUGCAUUUUCCUUUGGCCACGCGGAUGAGAAAACAGCCCUUUGGUCGUGGCCUUCAGUAUUUAAUGAGCAGGUUUUGUGCCAGACAGUUGUGUGUGUGUGUGUUUUUUUUUUAAAUAGCAAUUCUUUCCAGGUCUGACUAUUUUGAACAGAUGCUUGGCUUCGAGGAGUGGGAGCACAUUUGUUCUUCAUUGAGACCAUUUUCUUAAUAGAUAAAUGACACUGAAAACAAAACCCUGGUAUAAGCAGCAGCAUAUUUUAUUAAUGUUAUAUUCAUGCCAGGUUUGCUGGGGUGCUUCUUUGCUCUUUUGUAAUAUGGAAAUAUGAAUUUGGUGGAAAGACAGCUGCCAGGUCUGACACAAACGCAUUCCUCUUUGUUCCUGAACCUCCGCAUGUUGCCUUGACAGAUCCACACAUGAUCAGAAGAACUGGACACCUACGUUUUGUGUGCUUGUCUUUCUGGUACAGCCUGUUCAUGUCAACCUAUUGAAGGCCACCAGUUGCUGCUGACUUGCAUCAAUCCAAUUUGUGCAUAAAAGACAGUGCUGCUUUGGUAGAGUGGGACAACCCUCAAAGUUGAUUUUGGGGUACUUCACACCAAAAAAAACAAAAAACACAAAAGAGAGAGAGACUUUCUUUGGCCAUUGCCAGGUUUGCCCUGUUGGAACAGAUUGUACAGAUGCGAGUCAAGAUGGGCACCCAGGGCAGUCCUGUUAAAAGCUACGACUAUCUCCUCAAGUUCCUACUGGUGGGAGACAGUGAUGUUGGGAAGGGAGAAAUUUUGGACAGUUUGCAGGAUGGAUCUGCUGAGUCUCCUUAUGCCUACAGCAGUGGAAUUGACUACAAGACGACUACAAUCCUCCUAGACGGGAGACGAGUCAAGUUGGAGCUGUGGGACACAUCAGGGCAGGGCCGCUUCUGCACCAUCUUCAGGUCCUACUCCAGAGGAGCUCAGGGAAUUCUGCUGGUUUAUGACAUCACCAACCGAUGGUCCUUUGACGGCAUUGACCGGUGGAUCCGUGAAAUAGAUGAGCAUGCCCCAGGUGUGCCACGAAUCUUGGUUGGAAACCGACUCCACUUGGCAUUCAAAAGACAAGUACCCACGGAGCAAGCACGCGCUUACGCGGAGAAGAACGGCAUGACCUUCUUCGAGGUGAGCCCGCUGUGCAACUUCAACGUCAUCGAGUCGUUCACGGAGCUCUCCCGAAUCGUCCUCAUGAGGCACGGCAUGGAGAAGUUCUGGAGACCCAAUAGAGUGUUCAGCUUACAGGACCUCUGCUGUCGGGCGAUUGUGUCCUGCACGCCUGUGCACCUCAUUGACAAACUGCCUCUGCCCGUGGCCAUCAAGAGCCACCUCAAGUCCUUCUCCAUGGCCAACGGGAUGAACGCGGUGAUGAUGCACGGCCGCUCUUACUCGCUGGCCAAUGCAGGCGGCAGUGGCAGCAAGGGGAACAGCCUGAAGCGCUCCAAAUCCAUCCGGCCGCCUCAGAGCCCCCCUCAGAACUGCACCAGGAACAACUGCAAGAUCUCUUAGCGUGCGGCGGAGUGAUGGAGGACUCCCGUCCAGAGUUCUGCAGGUCCUCCCUGAAGGACCUCUGCUCUGCCUGCCCAGUAAUUUUACAGAGAGGCUCCCCACAGAACGGCAGGCUUCGGCCUUCUGGGGUGGCGGGGCAGAUGCAGUGCGGCCGCGCUGUUUGGUUUACCUCCACUUGACUCGUAAGAGACUGAAUCAUGUAAAUUAUGUCGCCACUCAAAUCGGUUAAUAUAUUGCUCCUUUUUUUAUAUAUAUAUAUAUGUAUAAAUUAUGAUAUUUAACUUUUGUGAAACAAAAUUGUACAUCGCAAAGCAGAAGCACUCACUGAGGGCUGAACUUCAACAGACUGCAGGAAAUUGAGGAGCAGAGUGUGACGUGGCACCCCUCAAUGAUGCAACAAAACUGCUGGCCACCAACUCCCAAACACGCCACGGGGCGGGUUGGGCAUCCAUUCAACUUGAUUUCGGCUCAUUUGCCCAACUGAGUUCAGUUACCCCUCUGGUGCCACCUUUCCAAAACUUGGCUGAAGGAUUUGCUUUCAUUGUUUGCACCCGCACCUGUGGCACCUUAAACCCCUUGAUUGUUUGUCCCUCACUUUGAAGCCUGCUGACCUCCACCAUCUUGUGAACAAGCCUGGCACGCCUUAACCCAAAUGCCAGCUUUAUUUUCAUUUACUUUGCCUGAAUCCCUGGGCCAACCCCCGAAUGAAACCGAGGUGCAAUCCCAAUCCCCACAGCUAGAGGGCAGGCUACCUCUCCCCUUAUUCUGUUUCUCCCACCUGCCCGUGUGCCAACCUCACUCACAUUUAAGGGCCAUUUGAUGGCAUUUGCCAGGUUCCCUGAGUGCCAAAGUGUUGAAGAAAAAUAAAGAUGGGAAUGGAUGCCUACCUGGCCAUUGUUAGUGGAAUUUUUUUUGAGGAUCUCCCCCCCCCCCCCCCCCCCCCCACCUCGACUUGAGACCCAGAGGUCGGCUGAUUUUGUUUCCUGGCUGUCCUUGUGAAUGAAGCUGACUGCUGAUGUAAAGGAUGGUGGGCCGGGCACUCUGGGGCAGCGAUGUGUGCUGAUCCCAGGACAAAUUUGGACUAGUUUGUGUCUGAGCAGGGGGUCCUCGCUCUGCUGCUGGUUGGCGGCCCGAAGUGGAUGUUUGUCGUCAGAUUGCCGUUUGUGUUGUGUGAUGGAGCGACGUGAGGACGUGUGAACGGUUUGACUGCGAUUAUCGAAACACUAUCUCCGCGUGGUUUACGCUGCUGGGUGAACUCUAAUGAAGAACGCUUUUGUCUCUCUUUUGUUUUUUUAAUUCCUUUUUUUAUUCCUGAUUGUACAGUUUUAAUGUUAUUCCAGACUGUGAAAUGCAGCAUUUUUUUCACAAUAAAACCGUUUAACAGAA